This is a messenger RNA of Purpureocillium lilacinum, 1527 nucleotides long. Lineage: Eukaryota; Fungi; Ascomycota; Sordariomycetes; Hypocreales; Ophiocordycipitaceae. The record is from RefSeq and is a predicted model, not a curated record.
AUGGCCGUCUUUCCGUGGUCGGACCGGCCACCGGCGGAUCACCAGCUUCCACACGACCGCCCGGCCUCGUCGCUGAGACAUCGCCUCGCCGCCAUCCUCGUCUUCUUUACCCAUCGCAUAUGGCGAGGCGGUCCGCGGCUGAUCCUGCAACUAGCGGCCUGCGUCCUCAUCGUGCCGCUGCUCCUGCACUUGCUGCCCACGCGCUUGACGGGAGGGUACCGUCUGUCCUGGUCAACCAGCCCGCCGCGUGAUACGGGCGCUCUGCGCAUCGUCGUCUUUGGCUCCCAGGAUGUUACAGGCAGCUCCUCGAGUUAUGCAGGGUCAGGUAAGACCUGGACUGAGCAACUAUGCUCAGAGCUGGAUUGUUCCUCGUAUCAGUCUUUUGUCCCCGAUGGCAACUCCAAGCCGGCCCUCACGUCCAACGGGCUGUACGGCAACGAGCUCCACGCACUUCAGGAACAAAUCAAGACGACCGACUUCCUCUCCGCGCCUGCCAAGGAUUACGAGUUUCUCCUGAAACAGUACCCCGUUCCCAUGGACUCUCCGGACCUCGAGGCGCAGGUCAAGCAGUUCCUUGCCCUGCCUCCUCCCGAAAACGCCCCGAGAAAUACGCUCUGGGUCUUCACUUUUGGCACAUGGGAUGUUUGGAACCUGGCUGCCUUCCCUCGCGUGUCGGCCGAACACCUCGUCGAUGCCCUCGUCUCACAUUUGUUCGCGCAGAUCGAACUUCUUUACUUGAAGGCGCUGAAUCCCACCUCAGUCGCCUUCUCCGACUUUUGGGCCAACGCGACCGAGAGCGAUGUCGACCGACUGGCGGACCCAAAGACGGCGAGCAAGGUUGACCGACGCGAAUUAGAGAGUUUCCGAAUCAUCAUUCCGCACCUGGCCGACAUGACCAUUGCGCCUGGUUGGCAGCAGCGGCCUGUGCCCUCGUACCCCCACUCAAAGGCUGAGCAGAUGCGCAACGCCGAUUUUUUGACCAGGCAUUGGAAUUCCCAGGUUAAGAAUGCGCUGGAAUCGUGGAACGCCAAGGGGCGGCGCCGACCCGACGGUAUCGAGGAAGAAAACGUCAAGGAGGUCACGGAGUUCCCAAAGGCAAAGUCUUUGCUUGGAUUCCUACCGUCGAAAUUCCAGCCGGAAAAGGAUCCGGGGCGGGAAACUGCAUCGGAAGAUGGCGUCGUGUACGCACCGUACCCGCGGCGCGCCGGGUUGCAGCUCAACCUGGCGGCACACAUCCUCGAUGCCAUGACGGAUGAAGAGUUGCGACGAUCCGGACUGAAGGACAGCAAGGGUCGAGGCACCCUUUCGGCCAACGAUUCGCUGUAUUUCGUCGACACCUGGACGCCUUGCACGGCCAAACCCGCGGUCGGAGUCAUCGCCGUGGAUGCUGGGGCUGACGGCGCGGUGUGCGAAAAGCCAGACGAUCACCUGUACUAUGACGGCUUCACUCUUGGCCAGCGAGCCAUCCGAGAGUUGGCAGGGUUGGCGGCCGACAAGAUUUCUCAUGAGUUGUUUGCUUCCUUGUAG